Molecule: messenger RNA, 2021 nt
Organism: Chelonus insularis
Lineage: Eukaryota; Metazoa; Arthropoda; Insecta; Hymenoptera; Braconidae
Product: ATP-dependent DNA helicase Q1-like
Exons: 1
Coding region: 1-1746 (581 amino acids)
Biological process (GO): double-strand break repair via homologous recombination
Cellular component (GO): cytoplasm; chromosome
Molecular function (GO): nucleic acid binding; four-way junction helicase activity; ATP binding
Source: RefSeq, a predicted model, not a curated record
AUGGAAGAAUCUGAAAUAAAGGUUAUUGACUGUGAAAUAAAAGAAAUUGAAAAAGAAAUAAGAAAACUAAAUGAACGUAAAAAAGCUUUAAAUAAGCGUAAAGAAAAAUUAAUGAAUGAUGUUAUACGUCAAAAAAGUUUAGAAAAAUCUAAACGAGAUUGGAAUAAUAGCAAUUUUCCAUGGUCUAAAAAAUUAAAAAGUACAUUAACAGAGGUGUUAAAAAUAAAUAAUUUUAGAGAGCAUCAACUUUCUGCGAUUAAUGCAGUGAUGUCAGGAGAAGAUACGAUAUUAGUCAUGCCAACCGGUGGUGGAAAGAGUUUAUGCUAUCAAUUACCAGCAAUAGUAAUGAGAGGAAUUACCAUUGUUAUUUCACCUCUAAUAGCCUUAAUAGAGGAUCAAAUUCAUGGACUGAAAAAGCUUAACAUUCCAGCAGGAAUGUUGACUUCAAACAAAAGUGAAGAAGUCAAGUUAGCAUGGGCUGCUCUUGACGGUAAAAACGAUAACGUUAAUUUAAUAUAUAUAACUCCGGAGUUUAUGAAAAAAUCGAAGAGGUUUAUGGCUAAAUUACAGAAAGUAUUCAACCAGAAACGCUUGAAACUAUUUGCAAUUGAUGAGGUUCAUUGUUGUAGUACAUGGGGUCAUGAUUUCAGACCAGAUUAUCAGUUUCUUGGUUGUUUAAAGGCCAUGUUUCCCGGGAUACCUAUUUUAGGACUCACUGCAACAGCCACGACUGCUAUUCUUGAUGAUGUUCAACAAAUGUUAGAUAUCCACGGAUCUUUGAUACUCCGAGCAACAUUUAAUCGACCCAAUUUAUAUUAUGAAGUACGAAGGAAACCUAAUGAUAAGGAAAAUUGUUUGGAGAUGCUUGUUACCUUAUUGAAAAGCCGAUUUUCUGAUAAAUCUGGAAUUAUAUAUACAACGACAAUAAAAGAUGCUGAAACCUUGACAACUAGUCUUCGUGACCGUGGACUUAAGGUAGGAUGCUACCAUGCAAUGUUAGAUGCUGAAGUGCGAUCAAAAAUGUAUAAUAAAUGGAUCACUGGAUCAUACCAAGCCAUAGUUGCAACAAUAGCUUUUGGUUUAGGAAUUGAUAAACCUGAUGUGCGAUUCGUAAUUCAUCAUUGUAUGUCCAAGUCAAUGGAAAAUUAUUACCAAGAAAGUGGAAGAGCUGGACGUGAUGGAAAGAAAGCUACAUGUAUCAUUCUUUAUCGACUUGCAGAUAUUUUUAAACUCAGCACUAUGGUUAUUGGGGAUAAGGUUGGCCUUAGAAAUUUAUAUAAAACUCUUGAUUACUGUUUGAAUAGUAAUGCUUGUAGAAGAAGUUUAAUAGCUACACACUUCAAUGAAAAUUGGAGUAAAGAAGACUGUAAUUCUAUGUGUGAUCAUUGUGCGAAAUCUAAAAAAACUACGUCAACAGAUAUAGCACCAUAUUGCCGUCAAAUCUACAAAAUCAUUGAUAAAGCAGCAGAUACAGAAACAAAUUUAACUUUAUUAAAAUUAUUAGAUGCAUGGUAUGGUAAAGGCACUGCUUCUUAUAGGGUUUCUUCAGUUCCUGUGCCAAAAUUCUCAAGAGAAGCUGCCGAAGCUAUUAUUGCUUUCCUUCUUAUCAAUGGAUAUCUUAAAGAAGAUUUCGUAUUCAAUGCUUAUGCUAAUUUGACAUAUUUAGUUCGAGGUCCAGAUUCUUCUUUAGUGACGGAUAGUAAUUAUAACAUUCUCUUUACUCAUGAUGAGACUCUUAAAAUAUAAAGCUUGGCAUUUAUAAUAGUUAUAAUAAGAUAAGGUUAACAAAUGUGAUGAUUAAAAUGGACUAUUUUUUACGGUUGAAUUGUCGUAGUGGAGUACCGGAAAGUUGUGGUUUCAAGUUGACCGCCACAAAUCAGGUGGGAUUAUUGAUCCUAGAAGAGCAUUCAUGCUGAUUCGUGCUUUGACUGUCGUCCAACUUACGUCGUGUAUGGCGUCAUUAUUUUAUUCUAUGAAACUAUAUCAAUUUAUAAGAGUUUUCAGCGUCUUUAUUAUUUAAA